Molecule: messenger RNA, 2079 nt
Organism: Salvelinus namaycush (lake trout)
Lineage: Eukaryota; Metazoa; Chordata; Actinopteri; Salmoniformes; Salmonidae
Exons: 3
Coding region: 88-2079 (663 amino acids)
Source: RefSeq, a predicted model, not a curated record
GAGUUACCUUCCAGUGGCAGAGGGAAUGAGACUCCGAGCCCUACUAAUUGCCUACUGGAGGGUGUAGUGGGCAAACUGGUACGGAAGAUGCUAUUUCAGGGCCUUGACAUCCCUGAGGUACCCAUGAACGACAGCCGCUCUGAGAGCUUUAAGCUACAGUAUGAACUGGUUGCGAAGCUUUGUCCUCUGAUGGUAAGGACAAUCAUGGCUACAACCAUAGCCAAUCAACCACCUACUAUUCAAGAAGCAGUGAUGUCUUCCGAGAACAUCCAUGUGAAAGAGCUGUGUGAGGCAGGUAUCAAACCUCUCAAAGAGAACCAUGUACCCGAUGACUCUGAGACAAACAUCAUGGUCAGAAGGGCUUUGAGUGAAAUUGAAUCCUGUAUGAUUGAGAACUCCGACAAGGACUCUCCCAGUCUACAUUCCACACCAGAGGUGGUUGUAGACCUGAUCACCAAGCUGCUUCAUGGGUAUGAGCUUGACUCAGAGGACUUUGCAUCACCUGUGUCAUCCCCAACCACCACUCUCUCUGAUGUGGCAAUGGACAUGGUGGUUUCUGUCCUUCGGGACAUGUCCGAUUCCCCAGACGUUACCUCAGCAUUGGAAAUGACCAAGGAUCUCAAGACGCCGUACUCCCGCCCCUCAAGUGCAAGGAUUGUAAGUGCCCUCUGCAGAGAGCUGGAGGAGCACAUGGGCUCUCCUGAUGCUCUGAGGCGAGCUUUGAGCCGCGGCAGCGGGGAGAUGACAACAGCCAUUGCGAGUGCAGUCACCAGGGAAGUCAACCGUCUGGGUUCAAUCGUACCCAAAGUCUCUGUCCGGCCGCUCUCCUCAGACAUCUGCCUAAGGACAGACCAGGACAAGGUCAUGGUUAAGAGCCGAUGUGGCUCGGCUGAGGUGAAGGCAUCCCAACCGGUGUAUAUUAUUGUUCACGUAGAGGCGGUGAUGGAUAUCAUUGUCCGGCUGCGGUCUCUGAUUGUUCCUCGGACCCAGGAUAAACUGGCCAGCUGGACCCUAGUUGAGGAUGUGACCAACAAGCUGUCCAGUGCUCUGUGGGUGAGGGUGACUAACAGGUGGAGGGAAGCAAAUGUCUGCCUGAAGGCAACAGACAUCUUUCAGCUGGUGCUGUCUGUGCAUAGAAAGUUGAUGCAACGCUAUGGCACAGAGGAAGCCCUACAGAAGAUACUGUGCCACAAGGCACCCAAGCUGCACAAGGACAUUGUCUGUCUUGUCACGAACGCAAUUAUGGAUGCACCAUCCAAACUUCAAGGCACCAAAACUCUGGAAUCUACACUCAACUUGAAAGAAUUGACAGCCUUGUUUAAUGAAAUGACAACCCGUCAAUCUUUGAAUAAGAAAGCUGAGCAGAGCAGCAUCAAGACUGAGAUUGAACAGCCGGAGUGGUCCACUGUGAAACAAGUGACAUCCGGUUCCAGCAGCUUCAUUAGGGAGCUUAUAUUAGAAGAAGUCCUGAUGAAGCUUGUCAAGAAGAUAUGCCGUAUGCCAAAAAGGACCAACAAACAUCAGCGCAUCCAGAUCAGUGAUCUGGUGACUGAGCUGAUCCGAUUGUUCGAUGAUGAGGUGGCCAAAUAUCUGAUUGAGGAAAUGGGAAGCCAGCAAAAAAGUUUCAAUUCUAAGAUGACAUCGAAGCUGGCAGAUGCCAUCUACACUGACCUUGGGAAGGUCAAGCGUUUGAAACGCUCCUUGAAAAUUGACGAUUUAUUUGAGGAUCAGGAGAUGCUUUCCAUUGUCUCUGUCAUUGUUUGCCACAAGCUACUGGCCAUCUUGAAACCCUCAGUGCCCAGCGAGACCUCAGACCUUGAAGACUCAUGCAGUGAUGAUGUGGAGGAUGCGGAAUCUGAGGGGGUGCAUUAUGCCACCGGCAGAAAGUCCAAGAUGAGCAUUGUCCUUAAAGACACUACAGACCAGCCAGAGAUGUACAUUGCUGUGGAUUCUCCACCUAUGAUUAAAUUAUCCAAGAUGAGGAAAGGCAUCCGGGGCUUCUUCUGGGGAGUCCAGAAGGCCUGGAAACGCUUGGUCACCUGCAAGUCCUCUGGGUCCUCUGAUGGGUACCCUGGAUGA